Messenger RNA from Drosophila serrata, 2496 nucleotides. Its product is annotated as putative phosphatidate phosphatase. The record is from RefSeq and is a predicted model, not a curated record. Gene Ontology annotation, cellular component: plasma membrane. NCBI's taxonomy places the organism in Eukaryota, Metazoa, Arthropoda, Insecta, Diptera, Drosophilidae. Gene Ontology annotation, biological process: signal transduction; phospholipid dephosphorylation; phospholipid metabolic process. Gene Ontology annotation, molecular function: phosphatidate phosphatase activity.
CUUACCUAAAAAGAGAAAGACACCACAGUUAAGUUUGUGUUACAACGACUUUGGCACACUCCAUGGGAGUUACAAGAACGAAUAAAUGGCAGAUAUAUAUGUAUUAUGGUUUUUUAAGAAUCAGAAAUACAUUGCAAAGAUUUACAGUUACUUGUGCUAUUCACCGAACGGACACAACAAAUUCAUGGAGCGCAAAAAACACCUGUAUGGAGUGGGUCGAACCCCCCGCCCGAUUAGUAGAUUCCAGCUUUAGAAAUUAGGAAUAAAUUAUCGAGACCUUAGCAUAUUUGUGCUGUCGAUAGACGAGAGACACGAGAGCCGCGGCCAGAUCAGGGGGUAAGGUUUGUGAAACAAGUUUGUGUGGCAGUAACCUCCAACAAUGCUGGCCCAGUAGAAGAUGCAAAUGAGCUCCGCUCCGAACGGGCCAGAAGAAUCCAAGACCUUCCGUCCGCCCAUUCUUCAGUGUGAAAAUGUGCGGCAAUCCAAACACGCGUCUGCUCUCGCGGCUGGUGAUCGACUUCUUGAUCCUGCUGGGCAUCUACGGGGUUGCCCUGGUGGUGCUGCCCCAGCAGCUGUCCACCGUCCAGCGGGGUUUCCACUGCAGCGAUGCCAGCCUGCAGUACCCGUACCGCCAACCCUGGCUCACCAAGGUGCACCUAACGAUCGCCGUAGUGAUCCUCCCAGCGGCCUUUGUCCUGGUGGUGGAGAUGCUGCGCUCCGCCUUCGUACCCACCUCUGCGGAGCUGAAGCAACGCUUCGUCUUCGUGGGCGCCCGCAUCCCGAGCUUCAUCAGCGAGUGCUACAAGGCAGUCGGGGUGUACCUCUUCGGACUGGGACUGACCUUGCUGGCCAUCAGGCUGACCAAGCACACGACUGGCCGCCUGAGGCCACACUUCUUGGACGCCUGCCAGCCCACGUGGGGCGAGGAGGACGUUGAGAGCUGCUCGUCCCUUCUCGGGGGAAACUCCACCGCCUACGUCGAGGAGUUUGGCUGCACGGAGUUUGCCGCCUCCUCCGACCUGCUGGCGGUAGUGCGCCACUCCUUUCCCAGUGGCUUUGUGACCACAACAAGCUACGCCAUGGGUUUCCUGAUCUUCUACGCCCAAGCCAGGCUCUUCGCUCCCUGGCUGCGACUCCUGCGCGCCACCCUUCAGCUGGCCUGUGGAUCGCUGGCCCUAGUGGUGUGCUGGGAGCGCAUCUCCACCUUCCAGAACCAUAUAUCCGACGUGGCCGCAGGAGCCGCCUUCGGGGUAGUGGCCCUCUUCGUGACGGUAUCCGUCGCCCAUCUGUUCGCGGAGGUUCGGGUGAAGAGACGACAGUGGCCCAGGAACGAGCAGAUCUACAGAUACGCGGGAUAUUACAACAGAGCAACCUAUGGCUACUGAUCGAUGUGGGGACUACCUUUAAAAUUAAUAAAAUGCUUUUAAAUUAUUAAGUUCAGUUGCUAUAAAAUUGCUUAUAUAAAUGCUUUUCACGACUAGAUAUGAAGAGCUUUUUGAUGACGACUAUAACUGAGGUUUACGAUAUCAAUUAUUAUGAUUUUAAUCUGAAUUGCUUUUGUGGGAGUGAGAUAUAGAACGAAGUGGCUGUAUUUGGUCACAAAAUUUUCCCUUUUGAAGAAUUCGGCUUAUUUUCUGUGCAUACAAUGCAUAUGACGGCAAAGGUCGGACAAGAAAUAUUACCGAUCUGGGCACUACGGGCUUUACUAAAAAAAUUAGGUAGUGCGUCAAUAAUCUAUUUCUGUAAAUAAUACAUUUCUUAAAGUAUUUCCUACCCGUCACGCUGCAGAAAAACGUGUAAAAACUGAAAUGCUGUACUGUGUGAUAGAAAAAAGAACAUUUCUCACCAAUUAAGGCACGUCUCUCUAGACUUAGUGGUACCUGAAUUGUGUGUAAGCAAAAGAGAGCUCUAUUGGAUAAUCCCGGGUUAAUAUAGGGUUUUUGUUUAAGUAAUGUUCAAACAAACUAUUCAUAGCUGGAGCAAUCUAAUAUCAUAAUAAGAAAUGUGGCUAUUUUGGAAUAGCCAAGAGGUUAAUAUGUAAAUGUUAGUUAGAUGUUUCUCAUAUAAACACCAAAGUGAUAUUUGGGGAACACAUUUCUCCAAAACAACUAAAGUUUAUCUGUUGCUUAAGAGCUGGAAAAGUUGGCUUCCUACUGGUAGAUCCGAUACAGACUUUAAUUUCUAAGAAUAUCUGAUUUCAAAAUUGUGUUCGGCUAAUAAAUUAUUCGAAUUAUUCGAAUAAUAUGAAUGAUAUUUAAUUAUUUCGCUGCGCACUUUUGGACACAUUUCCGAAUUGACCGAGGCUAGCCGAGUUCUGUACCCAAUCUCAGCAUAAGCGAAGCACCAAACCUAUGCUUACGAUCCACAAGUGGUUGCCAUUGCCGAUCGCCGAUAAGAGCGCUGACCGCCGCUCUCACCUCCAGUGCCCCUCCGCUCAUUCUCCUCCCCUCUGAUCACUCCAUGGAUAAAUAAACAGCUUCGAUCUGUUUACCACGC